CUGCAAUGUUAAUCGAUAUGGCUGAGGAGCGUGGUGGCGGAAAUUUAGACAUUCGAUUUGGUGAACCAUUGCAUUGUCAUUUUCCACUAUUCGAUGGCAUACAGGUGUUCAGUUUUCCCAUUAUGGGUUGCAUUUACCUGUGUAUGUGGUUGGGUGCCAUUGGCAUAAUAUUGGGUUAUCGUUUCCGUCUUAGCUGCUUGGCCUUUAUUCUACCCUAUUGGUAUAUUUUCCUUUUGGAUAAGCCGGCAUGGAAUAAUCAUAGUUAUCUAUUUGGUUUGGUGGGUGUAAUGCUACUCUUUAGCCAAGCAAAUCGUUAUUGCUCAUUAGAUAAAUAUUUCAAUCCAGAAAUGCCGACCACUGUGCCAUAUUGGAAUUAUUUUCUGAUUAAAUUUCAAUUUUUCAUACUCUAUAUGUAUGCCGGACUUAAAAAACUUACCGCUGAAUGGUUAUCGGGUUACGCUAUGUCUUCACUAAGUCGCCACUGGGUCUUGAGUCCAUUUCGUUGGGUGUUAUCUGAAGAAUUGGCUGAUUUAUUAAUUGUUCAUUGGUUUACGGCAAUAUUUGAUUUUAGUAUAGCAUUUUUCAUGACAUGCAGCAAGACACGAUUAUUGGCCACACCAUUUAUGGUUAGUUUUCAUUUGAUGAACUCACGUCUGUUUGUAAUUGGUAUGUUUCCAUGGGUGUGUUUGGCCCAAGUGCCAAUGUUUUAUGGCUUUGAUUGGCCGCGAAAACUUAAUAAAGAAAAUUUCAAAAAAUUGUAUAACAAAUUAAUGAAAAAAGAUCCCAAUGAAAAGGAAGUACAAAAAGUAAAUGCAAUUAAAGACAGCAGCAAAGAAGAGACUAACAAUGAACUCCAAGAACCAGAAAAAAUAAACGACAAUCCAAUAUAUUAUUGUAAAGGGUGUCAGAAACAAUUAAAAAUAACCAACAAAUGCAACAAGAAAGAAUAUUUGCAAACAUUUGUUGUUCUGCUUUACUGUGCAUUGCAACUAUUUUUGCCAUAUUCACAUUUCAUUACCAAAGGAUAUAAUAAUUGGACAAAUGGCUUAUAUGGUUACUCAUGGGAUAUGAUGGUGCAUUCGUACAACACCAUUAUGACAACUAUUAAAGUUGUAGAUAAUUCCAAUAAUAAAACACACUAUUUAAAUCCUUAUGCAUUUACGGAAUACGAUCGUUGGAUGAAAUACGCCGAUAUGGCACAACAGUAUGCCCAGUGUAUAAAACGUAAUAUUGAUUUUGAACACAAACGGAAUCCUCGUGGCAGUCCAUUAAGUUCAACAAAUAUUUCCAUUUACAUUGAUGUUUGGUGUUCUAUGAAUGGCCGCUUUCAGCAACGCGUAUUUGAUCCAAGGGUAGAUUUACUAACAGCUGAAUGGUCACCUUUUAAGAGAACAUCAUGGUCCUUGCCAUUGCUCACAGAACUGAAUCAUAUGCGACCCCGGUUGCGUAACAUAGCCGAUGAUGUGUUAUCGUGGAAUAAUUAUUCGGAUGUGAUGUUUGUUGCCGAUUUUCCAGGUCUAACAUUGGAUCAUUUUAUAUCACCGGAUUUGACAAAUGUUUCGCUUACCAUACUGGAGGGUCAUGUCCGUUAUAAAAGUGAUGAUGAAAAUGAAUCAUAUUUUUUAACAGCUGGUAAAAGUAUUGGUCUUCCCGCUGGUGUUAUGCAUCACAUAACCACAUUAGGUAUGAAGCCAUCAUGCUAUCUUUAUACAUAUGUUAAUAAGACCAUGCAACAAGAGAAUAUCAUACUUGAUAACACAACAAUAAAGGAGAAACCCUUACUGCCGUUGUGGCAAGAAUUUAGACAGCGCGUAGAUAAUUAUAUACGUUUCCUACAACAUAUGGGUAAUUGUAUUUUACAUUUGCUAUAUGGUGUACCGAUACCAAUGAAAAUACGAGAUAAAGAUUAA
Molecule: messenger RNA, 1910 nt
Organism: Musca vetustissima
Lineage: Eukaryota; Metazoa; Arthropoda; Insecta; Diptera; Muscidae
Product: vitamin K-dependent gamma-carboxylase
Exons: 3
Coding region: 6-1910 (634 amino acids)
Biological process (GO): peptidyl-glutamic acid carboxylation
Molecular function (GO): vitamin binding; gamma-glutamyl carboxylase activity
Source: RefSeq, a predicted model, not a curated record